CUCUCUUUCUUUUUUUUUAUUUUUUAUUUUUAUUUUUUCUAAACAUGAAAAUCGCCCCUCAUAUCGCGGAGAAAUUUCCCAGAUUACUUGAAGCUGUAAAUUUUACGGUCGGAAGCCGCGAGGGAGGAUCUGUAUCAUGGGAAAAUAAUGUAUCAGAAAGUCUGAGUAUCGUCGAUGCAGAAACCGACAAGUUGACAUGGGAGUUCAAGAUAGAACACCAUCAUUGUAACCAAUUGAGUAAUCUUCAUGGUGGUUGCGUAGCUACGUUGAUCGAUAUGUGUAGCAGUGUUGCUCUUUUGGUUGCUGGUGGUAAACAAUGGCAAAUAAUCGGCAUUUCAACAGAUCUCUCGAUUUCUUAUUUACGCGGAAUUGCUGAAGGCGAAACAAUUCAUAUUGUUUGUGAAGUGCAAAGAGUUGGUAAAACUUUGGCUAGCAUCUAUACUAAAAUCUACGAUGGUCAAAAUCGUCUGUCUUACACUGGUUCUCAUACUAAGUUCAAUAUCGAUUCAAGACUUUAAUAAAUCUUCUAUUUUACUUUUUAUGGUUUGUGAUCCUGUGACCUUUUUUUUUCUAAUUUUUUCUUAAAUGUGACAACAAACAAGAGGGGAGAAAAGUCUUUGUUUGUAUUC
Mucor mucedo is the source of this 629-nucleotide messenger RNA. Its product is annotated as HotDog domain-containing protein. Lineage: Eukaryota; Fungi; Mucoromycota; Mucoromycetes; Mucorales; Mucoraceae. The coding region runs from base 45 to 518 and encodes 157 amino acids. Gene Ontology annotation, molecular function: fatty acyl-CoA hydrolase activity. The record is from RefSeq and is a predicted model, not a curated record. The transcript has 2 exons.